Exophiala xenobiotica is the source of this 1419-nucleotide messenger RNA. RefSeq lists its product as uncharacterized. The coding region runs from base 1 to 1419 and encodes 472 amino acids. Gene Ontology annotation, molecular function: carbohydrate:proton symporter activity. Lineage: Eukaryota; Fungi; Ascomycota; Eurotiomycetes; Chaetothyriales; Herpotrichiellaceae. The transcript is spliced from 6 exons. The record is from RefSeq and is a predicted model, not a curated record. Gene Ontology annotation, biological process: transmembrane transport; carbohydrate transport. Gene Ontology annotation, cellular component: membrane.
AUGUUUCUCUUGCCGGUGCUUUUGGGUUUCUCCUUUUCGGCUAUGAUCAAGGAGUUCUUGGAGUACGGUUUGACGAUGAUCGACGUGAAGAUUGCUGCUAAUCGUCGUUGGCAGGGCCUGAAUGCAUCCGAGAACUUUCUCACACAGUUCAACAAUCCAUCUUCUAGCCUUCUUGGUACCAUCAAUGCCAUAUACGAUGGCUGGGGCAAUGGUUUCAACACUGCAACUACACCCUUAUGGGUAUCAGAACUAGUUCCGUCCAAGUCAAGAGGUCGGCACGUCGCUAUCGAAGGAAAUCUGAUAGCAUUCGGUAUUGUGAUUGCCUACUAUUUCAACAUCGGAAUGACUUAUGCAUCUGGUCCCGUGCAAUGGCGGUUGGUUAUUGCUGCUCAACUCAUCAUUAUUAUUUUCCAGGUUGUCUGGACCAUGAUGUUGCCGGAGUCGCCUCGGUGGCUCACUGCCCAUGGUCGCCACGAAGAAGCGAUACAUGUCCUGACUCAGCUGACGGGCAAAAACAUCAAACAUGACGAUGCAUCUGUGCUCAAACAAAAGAAGAACAUUGAUGACGCCAUUGCACUUGAGAGAGCAGACGGUCCCUGGAAAUUCUCUGAAUGUUUCCGUAAUGGGCCACUCAAAAUUCGUCGUCGAUUCAUAUAUGUCAUCUGCCUUCAAGCGAUGCAGCAACUUAGCGGGAUCAACGUCUUGGUCUAUUACAUGCCUCACACCUUGACCACUGAUGUCGGCAUGGAUUAUCGAACUUCACUUCAUGUUGGAGCAGGCCUCGCAAAUACCUAUUGGGUCUUCUCAUUCAUAGGAGUGUUCUGGCUGGACAGAAUGGGAAGACGCCAGCCCUUGAUAUGGGGCGCUGUUGUUUGCGGUCUCUGCUUUCUUUUGGCCGGUAUCCUGCAGGCUAGCCCUUCUUCGGCAAGAGCAAAGGCAAGCCUCACCUUCUUUUUCUUGUAUGAAGCUGUCUUCGCUAUUGGAUGGUUGCCUAUCCCAUGGCUAUAUGGCCCGGAAAUUAUGCCCCUUCGCCACCGAACCCAUUCUGCAGCUUUAUCGGCCGCAAGUGAUUGGAUCUUCAACUACCUCAUCGUCCAAAUCACACCCAUUUCGAUCUCGAAUAUCCGUUGGAAGACCUACAUUAUAUUCUUCGUUUUCAACAUCUUUUUCGCCCUUAUGAUCUGGUUAUACUACCCCGAAACAAGUGGACGGACUUUGGAAGAAAUGGACACUCUGUUCAUGGGUGACAAUGACCGGCUUGUCGUGAUCGACAAGACUGGAAGAUUGUUGCCGGGCUUCAGAAGCUACAUGAACAGAACCGACAAUCCAGAGAUGGCGGACGAAGUUACCAACAGAUCAUCGGCGUCGGAAGAGAAGCGAGAGACGUGGGAAGUGCAUGCCGAAAAGAAUCCAGUGUAG